GAGAACGGCGUGGAGUUCGAAGCCUGUCUGGUGGCCCAGUGUGACGCCCUCAUCGACGCCCUGAACCGKCGCAAGGCCCAGCUGCUGACCCGCGUCAACAAGGAGCAUGAGCACAAGCUGAAGAUCUCAGACGCCCUGAUCAGGAGGGUGCACAUGACGGAGGGUCAGUGGGGGAAGGGAACCCUGACCCCCAGGAUGACCAGUGACUUUGACCUGACCCUGGACAGCGGACCCCUGUUACAGACCAUCCACCAACUGGACUUCGUACAGAUGAAAGUCCCAGUAGCCCCCAUGCUCCAGCUGGAGGAGUGCUGCACCAUCAACAACAGCGCCACGUUGUCAUGGAAACAGCCACCUCUCUCCACCAUCGCCGUGGAUGGAUACAUCCUGGAGCUGGACGACGGCAACGGGGGACAGUACAGGGAAGUGUACGUGGGGACGGAGACGAUCUGCACGGUGGACGGACUCCACUACAACAGCACCUACAUGUCAAGGGUCAAAGCCUUCAACGCCAGCGGAGUCGGACAGUACAGCAAGAUACUGGCCAUGCAGACCUCCGAGAUUGCCUGGUUCACCUUUGARCCCGCGUCAGCCCACCCUGACAUCAUCCUCUCCAACGACAACCUGACGGUGACGUGCAACAGCUACGACGACAGGGUGGUCAUGGGUAACUCCGGCUUCUCCCGCGGUGUGCACUACUGGGAGAUCACGGUGGAUCGCUAUGACAACCACCCGGACCCUGCGUUUGGGGUUGCCCGCGGCGACGUGCUGAAGGACGUGAUGCUGGGGAAAGACGAUAGGGCCUGGGCCAUGUAUGUGGACAACAACCGCUCCUGGUUCAUGCACAACAACUCACACACCAACAGGACGGACGGGGGCGUAAGUAAAGGGGCUACAGUAGGAGUGUUGUUAGACUUCACCAGAGGGAUCCUCAUCUUCCUCAUCAACGACGAACAGCAGGGUCCUGUGGCCUUCGAAGGCAUCGAGGGGCUCUACUACCCUGCUAUCAGCCUCAACCGAAACGUACAGGUGACCCUGCACACCGGCCUGCCCAUUCCUGACUUCUACACUCCAGGAGAAGCAGACCUGUCUGCCUCAGUGUGUUAAGGAGUUGACUCAGCACUGCAGUGAAGCAAGACAAGACAAGGGCUACGUCCCAAAUGGCACACUAUAGCGCACCCUAUUCCCUUCAUAGUACACAGGGCUCAUAGAGCUCUGGUCAAACGUAGUGCACUAUAUAGGGAAUAGGGUGCCAUUUGGGACUGAGAGAAUGGCAACAAGCUGCUCACCGUCUGGGCUCUCUAAGUGUGGACCCCAAAUGGCACCCUAUACCCUAUUUAGUGCACUACUCUUAGCCAAAGUCAUGCUAAAAUUAGUCUGCUAUAUAAGGAAUAGGGUUCCAUUUAGGGCUCGUUCAACUCACAGCCAUGUGCACAACACCACGUCCCUAUUCCCUAGCUUCUAUAGACCAACCAGGCCCAUUGUCAUACGUCAGAUAGUGUAACCUUCGCCUGUUGAUCGCAGGACUAGCGUUGGGUUGGAGUGGCGUCAGGCACAAUGCUCCUGAUCUCUACAGACCACUGGACGGUCCGGACCCAUAGCCUUGACUGUACAGUACAAGAUCCUCUCAAUACUCAUACAGUUACUGUACAUACCUACUGAGCCAUCAACACCCACCUCUCAACUGGAAAUGGAGCUCUGAUUUGGCUUACUGCCCUGUCUUAACAUGUCAAUUAUUAGGAUUGGGUUGAAAAGUGAACUAGAUUCAUCCAUCCAACCAAUCCAAGAAGACUACUUACUACUCAUCACCAGACUCUAGAACCCCUCUGGACUCUAGAACCCUGCCCUGUUAGUUCUGGUUCUAGAUCUCUGAAGAAGACAACAUAAUAUGUCAUCAUAGAACCUUUAACUUGAGACUUUCUCUGUCUCUCUGUCUCUCUGUCUCUCUGUGUCUCUCUGUGUCUCUCUGUG
Molecule: messenger RNA, 1971 nt
Organism: Salvelinus sp. IW2-2015
Lineage: Eukaryota; Metazoa; Chordata; Actinopteri; Salmoniformes; Salmonidae
Product: E3 ubiquitin-protein ligase TRIM9
Cellular component (GO): cytoplasm
Molecular function (GO): protein binding
Source: RefSeq, a predicted model, not a curated record